Molecule: messenger RNA, 1891 nt
Organism: Anopheles merus
Lineage: Eukaryota; Metazoa; Arthropoda; Insecta; Diptera; Culicidae
Gene: Aldh
Product: aldehyde dehydrogenase, mitochondrial
Exons: 5
Coding region: 167-1714 (515 amino acids)
Molecular function (GO): aldehyde dehydrogenase (NAD+) activity
Source: RefSeq, a predicted model, not a curated record
AAAUCCAUAAGCAUUGUUUUGCACAUUUAUUACGCUGUGGUGUGUGCGGCAUCUCUGAUUAGUAGUGCUGCUAUUCGUUUGCAUUCACAUUUCAGCCGCGAUCGUUAAAGCUCUUCUGAUCUUUUUGCCCUCCGUACGAUCAUUAAAAGCCUAGCUAGAAGCGACAAUGUAUCGUGCAGUGAAGCUGUCGAGCGCUUUCCGUGCACUGUCCGCACACUGCCGGAAUUACUCGGUGCCGGCACCAAAGUCUUCUCCCGAGAUCCUCUACACCGGGAUCUUUAUCAACAAUGAGUGGCACAAAAGCUCGACCGGAAAGACCUUCCCCACAGUCAACCCGUCCAGCGAGAAGGUGAUCGCGGAGAUCCAGCAGGGCACGAAAGCGGACAUCGAUCAGGCGGUGGUUGCGGCCAGAGAUGCGUUCAAACUCGGAUCGCCCUGGCGCCGGAUGGAUGCAUCGAAGCGGGGUCAACUGCUGUACCGGCUGGCGGAUUUGAUGGAGCGCGAUCGGGUGUACUUAGCGAGCUUGGAAACGCUGGACAAUGGCAAACCGUACUUCAUGUCGUACAACGUGGACGUGCCGAUGGCGAUCAGCAACCUGCGCUACUAUGCCGGCUGGGCGGACAAAAACCACGGCAAGGUGAUACCGAUGGACGGUGAGUUCUUCGUCUACACCCGCCACGAACCGGUCGGUGUGUGCGGCCAGAUCAUCCCGUGGAACUUCCCGAUCCUGAUGGCGGCGUGGAAGUUCGGCCCGGCGCUGGCCACCGGCAACACCGUCAUCCUGAAGCCGGCCGAACAGACCAGCCUGACCGCGCUGUACAUGGCGCAGCUCACGAAGGAGGCCGGCUUCCCGCCCGGCGUGGUGAACGUGGUGCCCGGCUACGGUGAUGCCGGUGCCGCCCUGGUCGACCAUCCGGACGUCGACAAGGUGGCGUUUACCGGCUCGACCGAGGUGGGCAAAAAGAUCCAGCAGGGCUCGGGGCUGAGCAAUCUGAAGCGCACCACGCUCGAGCUCGGCGGCAAAAGCCCGAACAUCAUCCUGUCCGACGCGGACAUGAAGCACGCGGUGGAAACGUCCCACUUCGGGCUGUUCUUUAACAUGGGCCAGUGCUGCUGUGCCGGGUCGCGCACCUUCAUCGAGGACAAAAUCUACGACGAGUUUGUGGAGCGAAGCGCGGAGCGGGCGAAGAAGCGCACCGUCGGCAACCCGUUCGAUCUGACCACCGAGCACGGUCCGCAGGUGGAUCGGGCCCAGUACGACAAGAUACUGGGGCUGAUCGAUACGGGCAAGCAGCAGGGCGCCCGGUUGGUGGCGGGCGGCAGCAAGGUGCCGGACCUGCCCGGCUACUUCAUCCAGCCGACCGUGUUCGCGGACGUGCAGGACGACAUGACGAUCGCGCAGGAGGAAAUCUUCGGCCCGGUGCAGCAGCUGAUACGCUUCAAGUCGCUCGACGAGGUGAUCGAGCGGGCGAACAAAACCGACUACGGGCUGGCCGCCGCCGUCUUCUCCAAGGACAUCGACAAGGUGAACUAUCUGGUGCAGGGGCUGCGGGCCGGCACCGUCUGGGUCAACACGUACAACGUGCUGUCGGCGCAGGCCCCGUUCGGUGGGUACAAAAUGUCCGGCCACGGGCGCGAGAACGGCGAGUAUGGGCUGCAGGCGUACACGGAGGUGAAGAGCGUCAUUACCCGCAUUCCGGUGAAGAAUUCGUAAGUGCGUACGUAAGUGUGGGCUGUUGGAAACCAAACACAUGCAAAAACAGGCCGUUAUUCAAAACGGCACAAACAAUUUAAUUGUUUUCUAGCGUUAAGAUCCAAAAACGCAUCACUCAGCCUCUUUGUUGUAGGAUGUAUUUUUUUAAACAAUAAAUGUUAAAAGCGUGCAAAACAA